Molecule: messenger RNA, 5399 nt
Organism: Solea solea (common sole)
Lineage: Eukaryota; Metazoa; Chordata; Actinopteri; Pleuronectiformes; Soleidae
Product: B-cell lymphoma/leukemia 11A-like
Exons: 3
Coding region: 402-3170 (922 amino acids)
Biological process (GO): regulation of transcription by RNA polymerase II; negative regulation of dendrite development
Cellular component (GO): nucleus
Molecular function (GO): DNA-binding transcription factor activity; RNA polymerase II cis-regulatory region sequence-specific DNA binding
Source: RefSeq, a predicted model, not a curated record
GGGGGGGCUCUUUUGCCAUUUUUUCCAUCUCUCUCUCCCCUUCUCUGUCUCUCUCCCUCUCUCUCUCUCCCUCCAUCCACCUCUCUCUCACUCUCUCUCUUUUUUCCUCAGCUCUCCUUUCUCAAAAAAGCCAUGACGGCGAUCCCGCGAUCCAUCUUCGCCUCCGCGCCAUCUUUGUAUUAAUUCUAAUUUAUUUUUAUUUUAAAUUUUUUUUAUAUAUAUAUAUAUAUCUAUAUAUAUAUAUACUAUCCACACGCACGCACACAUUUUGUGUCCCCGUUUUUGUGGAUGUCACAGGCGUUGGAUGAAGACGUUUUCUUGCCCCAGCGGAGUCUCCUCUCCUCUCUAACCCCGGCUCUCCCCGAUGUGAUCCGCCGCCGCUGCAGCCGCUGCCAGCCACCAUGUCUCGCCGCAAGCAAGGCAAACCCCAGCACUUGAGCAAACGGGAUUUUUCGCCAGCCGAGCCCCUCUCCGCGGCUGCCAUCUCAUCGGAGGAGCUAUCAGAGCGCUGCUCGGAGAACUCGGAGGAGAGCGGCAGCCUCAACAACGGCCACCGCCCCGGCUCCACUGUGAGCCGGCUGGCCCGGCUGGGUCAUGACCCCCACGCCUCCCCAGAGCAGGACCUGCUGACGUGCGGCCAGUGCCAGGCCACCUUCCCGUUGGCGGACAUCCUGCUCUUCAUCGAGCACAAGCGGAAGCGAUGCCACGGGCCGCCGUGCCUGACCGUGGGCCGGGGGCUGGACAAGCCGCCCUCGCCCUCCCCGGGCCUGGCCCUCACCCCGUCCCCCGCCCUGGGUGCCCUGCGCGGCCGGAGGCCCGUGGAGGUGGGCGUCCAGGCCACGCUGGCGGAAGACGACGACGACAACCGGUUCACGCUGCCCCGGGGGAUUUGCCCCAAACAGGAACCUCUGCCAGGUAAGGAGGAGCCGACCACCUACACCUGCACUACGUGCAAGCAGUCGUACGGCAGCGCUUGGUUCUUGCUGCAACACGCCCAGAAUAACCACGGCUUCCGCAUCUACUUGGAAAGUGAACACGGCAGCCCUCUGACGCCACGCAUGGGUGGACCCUCCUCUUUGGGUGGAGGCGCAGACUGCCCGUCUCAGCCCCCGCUUCAUGGCCUCCAUUUGCCCCCAGAUGCAAGCCCCUUCAACCUCCUGCGCAUCCCCGGCUCGGGCUCAGGUGGACGGGACAGCAUUGGGCUUGGGGGUGGAGUCGGUGCUGUUGCCACAGCUGGUGGGGGCCAUCUUCAGCGAUUCCCUCCCACACCGCCUCUUUUCAGCCCGCCUCCGAGGAACCACUUGGACCCCCAUCACCUGAGCCCAGAGGAGCUGGCGCUGGCAGCCCACCACCCGAGUGCCUUUGACAGGGUGCUGCGCCUCAAUCCUCCUCUUCCCCUGGACCCACCUCCUACCAUGGACUUCUCACGGCGGUUACGGGAGCUGGCGGGCAACGCCUCAGGGUCCACUCCCCCUUUGUCCCCCAGCCGACCCAGCCCCAUGCAACGCUUGCUCCAGCCAUUCCAGACAGGGGGAGGAAGUGGAGGAGCAGCAGGUGGAGGAGCAGGGGGCAGCAAACCUCCAUAUCUUGCUACCCCACCUCCUCUUCCAGGUUCCCUGCAGUCACCUGUGGGCUCACAGACUACCCCGACUCCCCUUAUUCCUUCAGGAGAGGUGACACCCUCCUCCACCAACCCCUUGAAAUCAAAGUGUUGUGAAUUUUGUGGCAAGGCCUUCAAGUUCCAGAGUAAUCUAAUUGUGCACAGGCGCAGUCACACGGGAGAGAAGCCGUACAAAUGUCACCUGUGUGAUCAUGCUUGCUCACAGGCGAGUAAACUGAAACGUCACAUGAAGACUCACAUGCACAAAUCCUCCUCUCCGAAUGCAAGCAAGUCAGAGGACGGGCUCUCGAUGGCCUCCUCUCCAGAGCCUGGCACCAGCGAGCACAUGGGUAGUGCAAGCAGUGCUCUAAAGUCAGUCGUGGCCAAGCUGAAAAGUGAGAAUAACCGCUUGCGAAGGGAAAACGGUGAGGAGGAGGAAGAGGAAGAAGAGGAGGAGGAGGAGGAGGAAGAGGAGGAGGAAGAAGAGGAGGAAGAGGAAGAAGAAGAAAUAGAGGAGGAAGAGGAUCAAAAUGGAGAGAGGGCACCCAGAAGAAACAACAGCUACCACUUUGGUUUGAAUCUUGAAACAGCACGGCAGCAUGAAAACAACGGCGUCAUCGGAACCCGACUUGGAAGUUUGGCCGAUGACGUAUCCAUCCCUCGAUCAUUACCCGAGGUGAUGCAGGGAAUGGGUCUGGCCGCAAGCAUGCAGCACUUCAGCGAAGCACUUAACGCACACAAACGGAACGCCAUGGCCCAGGAGAACCACCUUCACCACCACCUCAACAGAGACCACCACCACAAUCGUGACAUGUGUGAUGGAGUCUCUGUCCUGGAAACGGAUCGUGGGGAGGAAGGUUCUGUCUCGACAGUAAAUGGGCGGGGAGCGUCCCCCAAUGAAUCGGCCUCUGUCGGCCUCUCUAAGAAACUGCUUCUAGGUAGCCCCAGUCCAAUCAGUCCUUUCUCCAAACGUAUCAAGCUGGAAAAGGAGUUUGACCUGCCCACACCCACGAUCCCUAACACAGAGAACGUCUACUCCCAGUGGUUGGCAGGUUAUGCCGCCUCCCGACAACUCAAGGACCCUUUUCUGAACUUUGGGGAUUCCAGACAAUCGCCGUUCACCUCUUCGUCAGAGCAUUCUUCAGAGAAUGGCAGUCUGCGUUUCUCGACUCCUCCGGGGGAAUUGGACGGUGGGAUGUCGGGCCGCAGCGGCACCGGCAGUGGGGGCAGCACCCCGCACCUUGGAGGUCCCGGGCGGCCCAGCUCCAAGGACAGCCGCAGGUGUGACACUUGUGAGUACUGCGGCAAAGUGUUCAAGAACUGCAGUAACCUCACGGUACACCGACGCAGCCACACGGGGGAGAGACCGUACAAAUGUGAGCUGUGCAAUUACGCUUGUGCGCAGAGUUCCAAACUGACACGCCAUAUGAAGACCCACGGUCAGGUGGGCAAAGACGUGUACAAGUGUGAGGUUUGUCAGAUGCCCUUCAGUGUCUACAGCACCCUGGAGAAACACAUGAAAAAAUGGCACAGUGACCGUCCUUUGAGUACCGAAAUAAAAUCUGAGUAGAAGGCCGAACUUAUGGGACCUUUUUCCCCCCCCACACAGCUAUGUCCGCCAUUAGUCCCCUGUUUAUUCCCAGCUCCUUGUAGAUUUGCCCCAAAACCCCAAACACUCCACUUUCACCAGUCCGGUGGAAGCUUAAGACCAUGUGCUCUGCACCAGCACACCCCGCCUCCAUUACCCAUUGAAUGCAUGAUCUGUAUCGGGGCAAUACUCUUGCAUUGACGCAAAACUUUGAGCCUUUCUCUUGUGCAAUAAUUUACAUGUUGUGUACAAUUUUCUUUUCUUUUUUUUUAUUUCUGAGUUUUUUCCGUUUCCAUUUUUAAGAAUUAGUCAGCAUGCAUAGUAUGUUUUUGCUAAUUGAAAAAAAAAGAGAAAAGAACUUGUCCCUGGUUGAUUACUUGUUGAGUAAAUGUGUUGCUGUUUUUUCCUCUUGUUCUGUUUUUUUCUUUUUAUUCUCCAAAAAGAGAAAAGACAAGAAAGAGACAUCCAUGCUGCAUACAUUCUGUGACACAUAUCAUGUACAGUUUGGUUUUGUAAACAUGGAAGGUGAGCAAUCUUUGCCCUCUUCUUACAACCCUGGAAAAUGCACUUAUCCUGAUCUUUCUAAAAGACACCAUGUUCACACAGGGUUUUAAAAAAAGAAAAGAAGAAAGAACACAAAAUCAAACAUUAGCUUGAUAACUACACGUAAAAUUAACGACAGCCUUCAAACAUUUCUUUAAAAAAGACAAGGGUGAGCUCGAAAUUCGUACUAUCAUUUGGUUUAAAACUAAACAAAAAAGAAAGAAAGAAAGAAAGAGUGCCUUUGAUAUUACGUGACUGCAUUGGCUGUAAUCUUAUCUGGUAUAAGUUUGGGGUCAUGCUAGAUAAAGCUAAAAGGUUCAAGCCACCCGGGUUAAGGUUCUUGCAUCAAGUACCUGACUGCUCAAAUGGGCUGUGACAACUAACGAAAGAUCUCAUCAAUCAUCAUUUAGCUACCUAUUACAUGUUCAAUAGGCUUAAUCUUUGAUGUGUGGAAUUCAUGGCAAGCAUGGUACAAGCAGUAUUGUGUAUAUCUGAAUUAUUAUGUUGUUUUUUUUGUUUUGUUUGUUUGUUUGUUUCUGGUAAGGAGAUAAAUCUGUAACGUACAAUCCCUGCUCUUGAGGGAUACGACGCAUGGACGGACGGCGGAGGACGUGUCGUGUAUCUGCGUUAGCACAAACCUACACAACAACAACAGAAAAACAAAAAAAGCUACUUUGAUAUAUGUCAGUCAGUCAGUGUGUGGAACAAUGCAUACGGGAACGUAAAUAUGAGCGCUACGCGAGGCUAACUUUAUGAAACGGAGACAGAAAGCUACACAGAACUGAAAGCUACAUACGUACAACGGAGGAUUUCCCCUUCACUUGCAUUGCUAGUAUCAAAAACAGGGUUAUUAACUAUGAAUUGCAGACAAAAAAAGGAUAGCUGCACUCUUGAAAAGAGUGACAAUGCGGUAAAUUUAAUCAGUGUGCAUAGGCUAAUGCAGGGCACAUGUUUGCUGUUUCCUACUUUUUGUUUUACACCCAAAAAGAAGGGUACUUUUUCCUGUUAUUUUUGGUUUUUUUGUCCAUGUCGAGUCUCAUUCAAGCUGUUGAUAGCAUCGCACUUGUCACGCUGACACCUCUCUUUCAUUGUCCCACACUGAUGCAAUGUUGGUACACGAGUUAGGUCUCAAAGCUAUCGCUUGACAUUUAUACAUGAAGUGCACUGUUUCGAUUUUUUUUCUCCCAGUUUACAAGUUUAUGCUGAAGUGGGAGGGAGGGAAGGGGGGAGUAAAGAAUUGUUGAAAUGCUGUCAGAUAACGUGGGUGAUGGCACACAGAGGCCGCAGUCCCAAACCACUCCCUACCCACUAACCACUUCACUACAACUGUGAAGGACACUCAUGAUUCAGGGCAGAAGGUCACCAUCAUUGAGCAAUCAACACGUGCAACAUGAGAUGUGGCAACAGAUUGCGGGAUUGCUAAAAAAAAGCACCAGAAAUCAAACAACUAUAGAGACAGACGCGGGGCAACAGCAACAGCUAAAGCAAGAUUGCUGCAACCAUGAAAAGUUUCAAGAGCAAAAUCUGUUGCUAAAAACAGCAAUGUGAUGUUCAGUAGUUUGACGGGAUAAACACUUCCUGUCCCCGCCCGCCCCUGCUCUCCUGCUGUAUACACACAAACGCUCCCUCAGAGAUAGUUAAAUUUCCAACUUUUAACUUUUAAUAAUG